AUGAAGUGCUUAGCUUGGAAUGUUAGAGGCAUGAAUGCCUCUACUAAAAGAAUGGAGAUAAAGAAGGUGUGUAAAGACCAUGAGGUUAAACUGGUAGGGCUUUUCGAAACCAAGGUUAAGUUGGAUAAUUGUGCUUCUAUUUUUGAUAGUUUUUUGACGGGUUGGAAGUAUUUGCAUAAUGGAGAUCUUGAUAACUCUAUUCGGAUCUGGCUAGGUUGGGACCCGAAUUUUUAUGAUGUGGUUUUGGUGCAAAAAUCCAAACAGUUCAUACAUGCUAAGGUGUCAAUUGUGGGUACCUCGGUGUUUUUCUUUUGUACUGUUGUUUAUGCUCUUAAUUCUGUGGUGGCUAGGAAGGAAUUGUGGGAGGAUGUUGGGGCUAUUGCUAGUGCCAUUAUUAACCCUUGGGCUGUACUAGGGGAUUUUAAUGUGAUUCGAAGUAACAAUGAAAAAAUUGGAGGGGACCCUGUUCGGAUUGAAGCUAUGGAUGAUUUUAAUUCGUUUCUAGAUGGUGCUGGGCUUCUAGACUUGAAAUGGAAAGGGGAGGCUUUGACCUGGAAUAAUAGACAAGUGGGAGAUGCAAGAAUUUGUUGCAAGCUUGAUAGGGUUCUGGUCAAUUUAGCUUGGAUGGAUGUGUUUAGAUCCUCUGAUGCAAUCUUUUACCCUCCUGGGCUUUCUGAUCAUUCUCCAAUGGUGGUGGCUGUGGUGGAUAAAGCAGAUUUUGUCCCAAAACCUUUCAGAUUUUUUGAGGCUUGGAUUGGUAGAGAUGGCUAUGAUGAGGUGGUUCGGCAGGGGUGGGAGCAGCCUGUGAAUUUGGCUCUUAAUCCCAUUCUUAAGUUUGCGGCCAGAUUGAGGAAUGUCAAAAAAGGGUUGAGGAGCUGGAAUAAGGAGUGUGUGGGGGAUGUUUUUCUUGCAGUAAAGGAGGCUGAGGCUGAUUUGUUUCUGAUCCAGAGGCAGCUUAGUGAGCACCCUGAUGAACCGAAUUUGGUGCUGAUGGAGAAACAGGCUAAAAAGAAACUUUGGGAGGCUUUGGAGAGAAAUUUUUGA
Telopea speciosissima is the source of this 1044-nucleotide messenger RNA. RefSeq lists its product as uncharacterized. The record is from RefSeq and is a predicted model, not a curated record. Lineage: Eukaryota; Viridiplantae; Streptophyta; Magnoliopsida; Proteales; Proteaceae. The transcript has a single exon. Bases 1 to 1044 code for a protein of 347 amino acids.